Alligator sinensis (Chinese alligator) is the source of this 2512-nucleotide messenger RNA. It is a transcript of the gene AGGF1, whose product is annotated as angiogenic factor with G-patch and FHA domains 1. NCBI's taxonomy places the organism in Eukaryota, Metazoa, Chordata, Crocodylia, Alligatoridae. Gene Ontology annotation, molecular function: protein binding; nucleic acid binding. The record is from RefSeq and is a predicted model, not a curated record. The annotation marks the transcript as partial. The transcript has 14 exons.
CACCGGGAGGAGCAGGACAGCAACGCCGCGCUGCGCGCGCAGGUUGAAGAGCUCAGUAAGGAAAUCCAUGAUAAGAAGAAAAGAGAGAAGGGUACAUCUAGUGUAGAAGUACAGACAGAAGAUCAUGCUGCUUGGUCAGAAUCAGAUUAUUAUUAUUAUCAGAAUUAUUAUAACAACGUUGAGCCUCAAGAUAAUGCAUCUGAUCUACCUGUGGAGAAUGACCAUGGGAGUGAAGGUCCAACACACAAUUCUGCAGAUGAGCCGCAGGCAUGUGGUGACAUUCAAUCAGAUGUGGAUAACACAGAACAUAUUGAAUGUGUAUAUGGAGAAAACGUAAUCCAGAAUUCACAGGAAUCUGAAGGUACUUUGGUGUCCGAAGGUUCAUUAGCAGAAAGCUUGAGAGCCGCUGCUGAGGCAGCUGUAUCACAAACUGGAUUUAUUUAUGAUGAAAACACGGGAUUGUAUUAUGACCAUACCACUGGAUUCUACUAUAAUUCAGAAAAUCAACUUUAUUAUGAUCCAACCACUGGCAUUUAUUACUACUGUGAUGUAGAAAGUGGUCGCUACCAGUUUCAUUCACGAGUGGAUCUUCAGUCUUACCAGGCUUCAACCACUCAACAGACUAAGGAUAGAAAAGGGAAAAAGAAAAGAAAAGAUCCAGAUUCUAUUGUAUCAAAUGAAUAUAAGGAUUUGGACACAGAAGAGCAGAAAUCAUCCAGCAGUCUGAAUUACCUUUCCAUCACUGAGCAGAUAAGCUUUACUGAAGAGGAAGAGGCUCCAAAUGGGAGAAAAAAGGUUAAAGUGGACACUAAUACAAGAAGCAGUUUAACAGCGAAAGAAUCCGUUUCUGCGAAUAGCAUAAACUCACCCCUUAACAAAAAUACACAAGAUACAGCCGCAUUGAUGGAUGACAGUAGACUAGACACAGAGAGUGAGCCAGAAGAAGGUGAAAUUACUGACUCUGAAUAUGAAGAAUAUAGCAGUGAAGACAAAUUAACAAGUGAACAAAGUGUAAAUUCAGAAGACUCUGAAAAUGAAGAUGAAGAAAGAAUCUGGCCUCCCUGUAUCAGAGUAAUUGUGAUUAGAUCACCUGUACUACAGACUGGAUCGCUUUAUAUUAUCACAGCUGUGAAGCCUGCUACAAUCGGAAGAGAGAGAGAAAUGGGACAUACGCUCCAAAUUCCUGAGGUUGCAGUCAGUAAGUUUCAUGCAGAAGUAUACUUCAACCAUGAAUUGCAAAAUUAUGUUCUUGUGGAUCAGGGCAGUCAGAAUGGCACAGUUGUUAAUGGAAAUCAGAUUCUACAGCCUAAAACAAAAUGUGAUCCCUAUGUUCUGGAGCAUGGGGAUGAAGUUAAGAUUGGAGAAACCGUAUUAUCCUUUCACAUACACCCUGGCAGCGAUACAUGUGAUGGAUGUGAACCAGGACAAGUGAGAGCACACCUUCGCCUUGAUAAGAAAAAGGAAACUUCUACUUCUCCGGUGCUUAGCAAAGAAGAGAGAGAGUUAGUCAGAAGAAAAGCAUUAAAAAAAAUACGGGUAAAAUAUGGUUUACAGAAUACAGACUAUGAAGAUGACAAAGCAGUAAAGAAUCCAAAGUACAAAGACAGAGCUGGAAAACGUAGAGAGACUGUUGGAAGUGAAGGAACUUUUCAGAGAGAUGAUACUCCAGCUUCUGUCCAUGUUGAAAUUGGUGAUAGCAACAAAGGCCGUAAAAUGCUGGAGAAGAUGGGAUGGAAAAAAGGAGAAGGGCUAGGCAAGGAUGGUGGUGGUAUGAAGGAUCCAAUCCAGCUUCAGCUACACAAGACUCAUGCAGGUUUGGGUACAAGUAGACCAACUUCAGUUGAAGAUGUUUCCAUCAUCCAAAGCAAGAACAAAAAGAACUGGGACAAAGCAAGAGAAAGAUUUGCUGAAAACUUCCAGGAACCUAAACCACAGAAAGAUGCACCCAAGAUUAUGCCUUGGGUUAGAGGGACUGCAGAAUGAAAUCACUUAAUCCCAGCACAAGUUAAUUCCUGUAUGUAAAUAGUUUGGGAGAGUUUAUUUUUACUUUACCUGGGGGUGUGGGGAAGGGUACAUGUAAUAUACAAGUGUGAGGAAUGUCUGCAAAAUUAAUUGUAGUCUUGUUUGGUUUAUCCUAGUCUACAUUUAUGAAUGUGCAGUGAAUAAAUCAGAUUGCCCCCAGUUCUAGUUUUGAGGAAUGUGGAGAUGAAAAUACUUACUUGUCAUUUUUCAAGAUUAGGAUUUUUCUUCUUCAAAUUUGUCUAUUUUUUUAAUACAGUACUUCAACUGAAACAGUUUGAUUUUAAAAUGCUGUUCCAUACUUCAGACUUUUCUUUUUUUUACAUUCUAACUAAAAGAAAAAAAGCACGAAACAAUGCAAGAGCUUCACGUUGCCUUCCUUCUCUUGUAUGUUUGUUCAAGAAUUGUUGAGGCACAUCACUGCAAAGCUUAUAGAAUUCAGUGCUGAUGUGUCUCACUCCAUAUAAAAUUAAAUUCUUGGUAUUUUUAACGA